AGGAACAUGAAGUACUUGUAUUCCUUUCUCCCAAACCGACCAAAGAAACCAUCAGAAAUCGACACACUUAAAUCUUCAAAGGAACUGGGAAAAAGUGUUUGCUCUGUCCCAUCCCAGACUCCUCAGCCUACUGUCGUUCCAAAGCCAGUUCAGUCUGUCGUACAUGUCCCAUUGCAACCAGGUUGUCCAGGCCGAGGCAAAAUGGCAAAGCUCCUCAGUCCAGAAGAGAUGACAUCCAGAGAUUAUUACUUUGAUUCCUAUGCGCACUUUGGAAUUCAUGAGGAAAUGUUAAAGGAUGAAGUGCGUACAUUAACUUACAGAAACUCAAUGUAUCACAAUAAGCAUGUUUUUAAAGAUAAGAUUGUCCUUGAUGUUGGAAGUGGCACAGGAAUCCUCUCCAUGUUUGCUGCAAAGGCAGGAGCCAAGAAGGUAUAUGGGAUUGAAUGUUCAAGUAUAUCUGACUACUCUGAAAAAAUUAUCAAGGCCAACCACUUGGACAACAUAAUCACAAUAUUUAAAGGUAAAGUGGAAGAAGUUGAAUUACCUGUGGAUAAAGUAGACAUCAUUAUCAGCGAGUGGAUGGGUUAUUGUCUUUUCUAUGAGUCAAUGUUAAACACAGUCAUCUUCGCACGAGAUAAAUGGCUGAAACCAGGAGGGCUAAUGUUUCCAGACCGAGCUGCUUUGUACGUGGUAGCAAUUGAAGACAGACAAUACAAGGACUUCAAAAUUCACUGGUGGGAGAAUGUGUACGGCUUUGACAUGACCUGUAUUAGGGAUGUUGCCAUGAAGGAGCCUUUGGUGGACAUAGUAGAUCCAAAGCAAGUGGUGACCAAUGCCUGUUUAAUAAAGGAAGUAGAUAUUUAUACAGUGAAGACUGAAGAACUGGCAUUUACUUCAGCAUUCUGCCUCCAAAUUCAGCGUAAUGAUUACAUUCAUGCAUUGGUCACCUACUUUAAUAUUGAAUUUACAAAGUGCCACAAAAAGAUGGGAUUUUCUACAGCUCCUGAUGCUCCCUAUACUCACUGGAAGCAAACUGUCUUCUACUUAGAAGACUAUUUAACUGUGAGACGAGGAGAAGAAAUCUAUGGGACAAUAUCCAUGAAGCCAAACGCAAAAAAUGUGCAACAUUUCAAAACAAAAGAACUCAGAAACCACGGCAUGUAACUCUUAAGACUGCAGGUCUUUUCAAACUGAGCAAUAACUGAAUUCAAACACUGGAUUUAUGGUCUUGCUUACAUUUACAUCUUCUACAGCGCGACCUGGAUUUCACCGUAGACUUGGAUUUUAAAGGACAGCUAUGUGAAGCAUCAGUAUCUAAUGACUACAAAAUGCGCUAGCAAGAAACCUUUCAGAGAGAUGAAACGAAUUCUGUGAAAUCUUGAACUGCUGAACUUCAAGCUAGGAGCAAAUGCUUGCACGAUUACUAUAUUAAAUAUUAGAAUGUUUACUCCAGUGGAAAGUGGUAACACGAUCCCUCCUACAGAUGGUAUAGAAGGUUGGGAUCCCACUGUGAAUGUACAACAUACGGAACUACAGCUUUUGUCAAAUAUAUGGGGAAAACAAAGAACAGAAUUGAGUGUUCUGUUUGACUUCAGGAUGCCAGAAGAUGCAUAUAAAAUUGUACUAUUUAUAAUGAAUUUCUGGUUCUUCCAAGCUUUGCAUGUUACAAGUUGAUUAGGGCAGUUUCUUCAAUAUAGAAGACCACUAAAAGACAUUAUAGCUGGACUUAACGUUCAAUAUAAAUACUAUAUAAUAUAGUAUAAAAUAGUAUAUUAUAAUAUGAUAUAUAUUGUACAUGAGAAAAAUGUUUAUUCGUAAUAGGAACUCAUUUUGUGAUUACUUAAUUUUAAUUAUGCAGUUAUGGAAAGAUGAUAUCACUACUCUAGACAGCGCUACUUUUCAGCUCUAAUUAACUGCUGAAAUUAUAGCUUUGGGAAAUACUCUGAGCAAAAUGUAGGUAAGAGCUGGGAGUUUAUAAAGGAUCAGCAAGUAUCUCUUAGAAUAUCAUCUGGAAACUGGACCAUGAAUUCUAAAAUUCACUUUCAUAACUGGAUGUUUGUUAGAGCUUUAAAGAACAUCAGCUUGCAAAUAUCCUGUGGUGAGUUCCUAUAGGUGGAUUUUGCAUGAGACCUUCUGAAAUCAGGCACGUAGUACUUAAAUGUGAUGAAUGCAAAGUCUCUGAAAUGGUGGGUAAUUCAUGUUUUGUGGCCAUGUAGUUUUUGCCCAUUUGAGUUCUCCGCAAGAUUCUAAAUACAGAAUCAUUUUAAAAACUAGAGUUUUUCUUUCAUUAAUGUUUCAGAUAAGUUUUAAAUUGCAAAUACUAUUCUCAAGGGGUGCAAUGGUAUGCUGGAAUGAGUUAAUGUCUUAAAUAAAUAUAUAUUGCUUCCAAUAUUACUAAGAUGUCUGUAGCUUCCCCAUCCUCUUACACUCCUUGUUUUUCUUACAAAAUCUUAUGCUUAUAGGUAAAUAUUGACUGUAAUUAUUCAUAUGUAUUUUUACUGUAUGAAAGCUGACCAUGGAAUCACAAGUAAUUUGUCAAAAAGUGAAUCAUCAGUUCUAAAUAUGCAUCUUCUAGUCUCUAGUGCAGUGCACUGCAUCAUGUUCCAUCAUAUUUUGGAUGAGAUUAUUUUUUGCCUGAAAAAUCUUUUUAAUCACCUAUAAAUAAAGCUUACGUGAAUAUACAAGCAAACAGUGUUGCUCAACAGUAAGUUUUUUGUAGGUUCUUAUUUUGCCAGUGUAAGUUUGUCAGCUUCUUACUUUCCAGAAUAUAUUUCUAUUGCUUUUCCCUUCAUGAAAACGGUACAGUACCUCCAUUUUAAUGUAAUAUCUAAGAAUUACGGUCUAGGGAUUGUACCACGUGGUAUCUAUGGAGAAUGAAAUUAAACUAUAAUUUAGCAGAAAAAUGCAGUUUGCAGUGCAGUUCCUUGCAGUUCUUUUAAAGCACUUCAUUUCAUAUUCCCAGAAUGAGGGUAAACUACUU
This is a messenger RNA of Lagopus muta (rock ptarmigan), 2980 nucleotides long. RefSeq names its product protein arginine N-methyltransferase 8-like. NCBI's taxonomy places the organism in Eukaryota, Metazoa, Chordata, Aves, Galliformes, Phasianidae. The transcript is spliced from 10 exons. Gene Ontology annotation, biological process: peptidyl-arginine methylation. Gene Ontology annotation, molecular function: protein-arginine N-methyltransferase activity. The coding region runs from base 7 to 1164 and encodes 385 amino acids. Gene Ontology annotation, cellular component: plasma membrane. The record is from RefSeq and is a predicted model, not a curated record.